Molecule: messenger RNA, 2893 nt
Organism: Apis cerana (Asiatic honeybee)
Lineage: Eukaryota; Metazoa; Arthropoda; Insecta; Hymenoptera; Apidae
Product: SUMO-conjugating enzyme UBC9-B
Biological process (GO): peptidyl-glutamic acid carboxylation; vitamin K metabolic process
Molecular function (GO): vitamin-K-epoxide reductase (warfarin-sensitive) activity
Source: RefSeq, a predicted model, not a curated record
GAUUGGUGUAGCUCUGUACAACUUAUCCAAAACACAUGUCCUCUUUUACCAGCAGAGGUCCUAGUAACGGAUGCAGUCUUUAUGAAAAAGAAUUCACAUGGAUAUCCAUAUAAUACUAAAGACUGUUACAAAUCCAUAGGUUUUCUGAACACGCACCCUAAUCGCUUUCACCCUGUGUGGCUAAGUAUUUGAUGAAAUUUCGGCGCAUAAAGUGCCUAGAAUUCGACGUUGUGGAUUGCUAUCGAUAAGCAUCGUGAUUAAUGUCAGGCAUUGCGAUUGCUAGGCUCGCCGAAGAGCGAAAAGCAUGGAGGAAAGAUCAUCCUUUCGUAAGAUAUCUUUUUCAUAUAUUCUUCUUUUUAAUUACAGUUAGUACGUCUGUAUCCGUUUAAUGGUCAUGUGCUCGAGUUUAGAUUAUUUCAACAUUAAAAAUUGCAUUAAUAAAUAAAUACAUUUGUUUAUGAUAUAAUUUCAAUAUAAUAAUACUAUUAUUAAGUAUAAAAAUUGUUUUCACUAAAAUAAUUGAAUGGUUAGGAAUCCUAACCUUUCACAUCAAAAUGUGUAUUGUUUGGAUUGUUUCAUGUAUAAUGCAUAUGUGAAAUAAACGUCAAUGUUUAUGUAUGAUAUGCAUUGAAUCAAAACAUUUUUUUAUAGGGAUUUGUAGCACGACCUGUUAAAAAUCAAGAUGGAUCUCUUAACUUGAUGAAUUGGGAAUGUGCCAUACCAGGAAAAAAAUCUGUGAGUUUUAUAUAACAUAAAUAUUAUUCCGUCAAUCUAACAUCUAAUUCAAUUUUGUAGACACCAUGGGAAGGUGGAUUGUAUAAACUACGUAUGAUUUUUAAAGAUGAUUAUCCCUCCAGUCCACCAAAAUGUAAAUUUGAACCUCCUUUAUUUCACCCAAAUGUCUAUCCUUCAGGAACAGUAUGUUUAUCACUCUUAGAUGAAGAGAAAGAUUGGAGACCUGCCAUUACAAUUAAACAAAUUCUACUUGGUAUACAAGAUUUAUUAAAUGAACCUAAUGUCAAAGAUCCAGCUCAAGCAGAAGCAUAUACAAUAUAUUGGUAUUGUAUUUAUUUUAAAUAAUUGAAUAUUACCAUUGUUUAUGUGUGUUUGAUAAUGCAACUAAUAUUCUUCUUUUUAUCGUAGUCAAAAUCGCUUGGAAUAUGAAAAGCGUGUGAGAGCUCAAGCCAGAGCAAUGGCUCCGCAGGAGUAAAAUUAUAUUGAGUCUCAUUAAAUUCAAAUAUUCCAAUUACAUGAAGAGGUUAUCAUAUAUCUAAUAGUAUAUUCUAAUAAUGAUCUACAUUUCUUAUCUUUUUUAUAAGUAACAUUAGCAUAUGGUGUAGCUAAUUUACUAUUAUUUGCAUUUUUGUUUUUGUUGACAAAAUUCUUAUACAUAUUCUGUAUACAUAUUCUCUAGAAACAACACUAAUUUCAUUAAGAUAUAAAAAGAUAUCCUAUGAUUCUGAUGAAAAAUAUUACUGAAAAAUUUUACGUAAUAUCACAAUAAAUUAUAUAUUAUCACUUAUUUGUAAAAUGUGGAAAGCAUUUCUUUUUUAAGUUAAAAAAUUUAAUUCUUAAGGCUUAGUGACAAUUAUUGAUAAGUCGUGAAAAUAAGAUAUGUAAGAAAAUGAAAAAACGUGAUACAGUUUCAAAACAUCUAUUCAUUCUGCAGGUUUUAAACUGUCAAUAUCUUAAAAAAAAAAAAGAAAAAAAAAUGUAUUUAAAAAUCUCAUAAGCAUUGUACAAAUCGUAAAAUAAAGUAUUCCAAUUACAAUCACAAUUUUAUUCAAUUUUAAUAAUCAAUUUUAAAAAUUAAAUUAAAAUUGCUUGAUAAAAAUAACUAUUGAUACAUCUGUAUAAAAUAUCUAAUACAUUUAGAUGAUUUGCAAUAUUAUCUUUAUCUCAUUAACAUAAUCUUGUAAUCGAAUAGAAGAAUUUUUAAUCAGUGUCCGGAAUUCUGCUAAAGUAAAUUAAUCAACGUUCUAUGUUAUAUAUUUUGUUUCACAUUCGCUUGAUUAUCGAUCGUGGCAUUUGUAUAAAUUACUCGUACGAAGAACAUUAAUUUCGACUCGAAGUAUCGGAAAAUUUUCAAGUGUGAAUUGAAUCAAUCAUUCUUCCCUAUAAAAGUAUAUAUUUAAACAAAGUAUAAAUUUAAUCAAUAUUUAUAUAAUUUAAUCAUGUCUGUAAAAAAUUAUAACAGAAACCUUGCAAAAACUAUGCGGAAAUUAAACGUCGGAAUUAUCACAACAUGUAUCGUAGGUUUUGCUGUUUCUUAUUACGCAUACUCUAUAGAAGUUGCAAAGGAAAAUGAUAAUUUAUACGAAGCAAUGUGCGAUAUUAGCGAGCACGUUAGUUGCACGAAAGCAUUUUUCUCUGAAUAUGGAAAAGGUUUUGGAAUAAUUCCAAAAACAUCUCUUUUAUAUAUACCAAAUCCUAUAUACGGAUUAAUAUUUUAUACUUUAGUCGCAAUACUGAGUGUAUCAAAUCGAUAUGUUACAUCAAUUUUGGUUGUAACAUUAGGAAUUUUUGCAAAUAUCGGUACAAUUUUUCUAGCUUUGAUUUUAUACAAAUUAAAUAAUAUUUGUGUGGUCUGUGUUACUAUUUAUAUCUUAAAUGCCAUUCUCUUAAUAUUUGCGAUUAAGAAACAUCGAAGAUUAUUUCGAAAUGGUAUAAAUCAACAGAUAAAAUCGAAUUAAAUAUUGAUUUUUUAAAAUCUACAUUUUCAGAAUAUCAUUUUUUUUUAAAAAUUCCUAUGAAUAGACUAUAUAAUUAUGAUAUUAAUAUUAUUCGUUAAAUAUCGAAAUAUAGUCUGACUUAUUAAAAUUUUAUACAUCAUUUUAGUAAAGCAAUUUGUAUAUAUCUUUGUAUAUAUCAAAAUAAACGUUAUAAAAGGCAA